Thalassophryne amazonica is the source of this 3049-nucleotide messenger RNA. It is a transcript of the gene bicral, whose product is annotated as BRD4 interacting chromatin remodeling complex associated protein like. The record is from RefSeq and is a predicted model, not a curated record. The coding region runs from base 407 to 2770 and encodes 787 amino acids. Lineage: Eukaryota; Metazoa; Chordata; Actinopteri; Batrachoidiformes; Batrachoididae. The transcript is spliced from 13 exons. Gene Ontology annotation, biological process: positive regulation of DNA-templated transcription. Gene Ontology annotation, cellular component: SWI/SNF complex.
ACAACAAAAUAUUGUGAAUGUUUUGAUGAACUUGCACUGACAUACCUGGGCAACGUCAAGGUGCAUCACGCAGCAAAGAACCGCCCCCUACUGUUGGUGAUGUUAAUUGUCCAAAAAAUAUCUGAAGUCUAUAGAUAUGCAUUUGUUUUUAUUAAUAUUGUUGAAAUUGUUCGUCUCUUUAUAAAAUUUGAUAGAAUGUUUUUUCUCGAUAACUGUCUUCUAGUAAGGUUGAGAGUAGUGUGUGCCUGUGGUGUACUGGUGAUUUGUGUGCCCUGUUCUGAGCACUACCCCGAGGACCCGUGCCGUGAUGGCGAGGAAACCCCGUUGACAAGGCACUGCUUUUUCAUGACGGAAACAAAGGGCGUUAGAUGAUUGAAUCCAUGCCCCCUGCUGCAAAAUUUGUGUCAUGGAUGAUGACGAUCGUCGUCUACUGGAUAUUAUCGGUGAUGUGGAUGCGUUGAAUGACUAUCUCCACGGCAGCAGCAGCAAGUCUAUUGAGGAGGAUGAUGUGACAAAUGCAGUUUAUAGGUCAGAUGGAUCCUUCUUUGCGAAUGACACGACUGGCUCCAUCACUGAUGUCAAGGAUGGCUCUUCUACAAUGGGGGAAUUUGGUGAUGACUCAGCAGGGGCCAGCCUCCAGCUCUCCAGCAGCCUUAACUUCAUCGAGGAUGAACUGGGGAAUGGUCAGUCCCCUGGAGCAGUGGAACUUGGAGAAGACGACCAGGACCAGCCGUUUGACAUCUUACAGAAGUCUCUCCUGGAGGCUGACAUCACUGAGCAGACGUUAGCUCAAGAGGCUUUACUAGACUCCCAGCCCACUCCCACUUUAGUGCAGGCUCCCGUUCCUUUCACCUCCCAGCUGGUCUCUGGGAAUUAUGGAGGUGGGGUGGCUGCAGUUUCCACAGCAACAGCUACAUCACCUGCAGGACAGUUCCUACAAGGAGUAUCGCAGCUUCCCAAUGGCUCAGCCCAGCAUAUUCAGGUGUUGGGCUCUUUUGGGACAAGUGGAGGGGUGAUGACUUUGAGCAGCUUGGAGAGAACUCCUCAGCUUGUGUUGAGGCCGGGGGGACCCGUAGCUGCAGCAGGGACAGCAACAGGAGGGCAGGUGUUUGCCCCAUCUCAAGGUCAGACAAGCCAAAUUGGCCUGCCUUUCAAAAAUAUCCCCCUUCAAAACAUCAUCAUCCAGAAAGGACCCGGAGGGACCCAAACCCUUGUCAGGCCUAUCCAGCCUAAACCUAUUCAGACUGGUGUUCAGACUGUCUACAGCCUUGGGCUCCAACCCAGUCCCACGACCAUGGCUAAUGUAGUUAAGACUAGCAGUGCUACUUCUGUGGGGCAGUACACUGCUAACGGCUCCAUUGUAGUGCAGUCACCCAUGGAGCAGCAACAAGCACAGGGUCAGACCAACCUACCGCCUGGACAGUUCUUAUUGCCCACUUCUUUGGCUCUAACUCCAGCAAGCACCAUCCACAAUGGCUCAGCCGACCCCAGCUCGAAUGCCCUCAUCACCAGUCAGAAUGCAGUGCAAAUUGUUGCGGGCCAGAACUUCACUGCAUCUCCAGGAGGACAGCUAAUUUUGAAUCAGGCAGCAGUUUGUGGCGGUCAGGUCGGCGGGCGUGUAACUCAAACAUGGACAGGGGUUUCUGGUGUAAGCCCAGCCACUGUGCAAGCAUCGUGCACUCCUGGGCGACUCACUCUUGUGGGCCCAGCGACAGUGGGGAUUGGAGGCCAGGUUUCGGCAAGCCCUGUGCAGCGCCUCCUAGUGACCCAAACGCAGAACUGCACUUCUCUGUCACCCUUACUUACAACAGUGACACAGGAACACCAAGACUACAGACAGAACUCAUCACCUGCGCAGGCUCAGCUUGGCGGCAUCCACGCAAUGAAAACCAUGACACACGAGUCAGCAUGUCAGCUGAGUCUACCACUGACAAGAGAGGGAAUAAUGUCACAGCAGCUCAGGAAGGAUCACGCUUUCGUUGCGAACCCAGAUCGUGGUCGAUUCACUUCAGUCAGUGAUGCACUGCAGAGACUUCUUCCCUUCCACGUGUUCCAGGGCGCUCCACCCAGCCAGGAGGAGUUUUCACAGGUGGAUGAAGAAUUUGCGUUGUCGGCGACUCAGGUGCUGAAGAGGACGCAGUCCAUGGUGAACAAGUACAGACGACUACUUCUGGUGGAAGCUGAGCGCUCCAGCCCGUCUUCAGAAAUGGUCAUGAUUGACAGAACAUUCAACCAAGAGGAGAGAAAUAACCUUACACAAGACAAACGUAUGGUUCUAGUGGAUCCUGACUCCUUUUUGGAUGACUUCUGCUGUGGGGUGAAAUCCAACCUUUUCGGGGACCCCUCCCCUUCUCAGUCCUUGUCCAGCCUGAGCUGGAGUCAGACUGUCAAGACCUCUGUGGAGCCACCACACAGGACAGACCCCCAGCCUGGGUUUGGGGACCCUGGAGGGGGCGACCCCGGGGCGUUAAUGGCAGGGGACAUGUUCCAACCUUCACAUGCGGAAAACAGAGACAUUGUGGAGCUGAAGAAGAUCCAGCAAUGCUACGGGCCCAACGGCGCUAACAGCCACAUCACUGCCAACAGCUGUCCUCAAGGUAACUGCUCACCCACAACAGCACCAUCUGGAGGGCAGACGCACUACCAGGUGUCUCAGCACCUGUCCUCCCACGUGGCUCUGACCCACUACAUCCCUCAGCUUGCCUCGCCCCCGCACACUGACACAGACUCUGCUCUUGAGGCAGCAGUCAAUAGCAUUCUGGAGUGCUAGGAGCGUUGUUAAGACUGAUCCACGUGUUGCUGAAUAUCAUCCUGAUUCUUUGGUCCAGACAGAAUUUUUUUCUUUUUUUGAGUUUUGGUCAAUAUAUUGUCAAAGUCUCCUGCACUCACAUAUAACCUGCUUACAUUUACUGAAAAUGGUAAACGUGCCUGGCAACAGCAGAGAUUUUUCCAUUUCCACGUCAAUUCUGUUAGUCUGUUCCCACAGUUCAGAUACAUUUCAUGACAUCAUCCGAGAAGCGGAAAGAAAGUUGAGACUGAGAAAUCCAAA